Messenger RNA from Chionomys nivalis (European snow vole), 3148 nucleotides. RefSeq names its product small integral membrane protein 17 (gene Smim17). The record is from RefSeq and is a predicted model, not a curated record. The transcript has 4 exons. Bases 134 to 463 code for a protein of 109 amino acids. NCBI's taxonomy places the organism in Eukaryota, Metazoa, Chordata, Mammalia, Rodentia, Cricetidae.
GCAGCUCCAGCUCUGCAGUGCCUGGCAGGGUCUGGUUGGGGAGGGCUUUGGAUCCUGUGCCUGGGGAACUGCACAGGACACUGAAACAGAGAAGUGUAAGCCUGCCUUGGAAGCCCCACCUCCUCCUGAGGAGAUGCAGAGCCUCAGGACUGAGCAGACACAGGGACUGCUGCCCCGGGACAGCAGGGCCUGGGAGAAGCCUGGCCACCCCACCUUCCCUAAGGACUGGGAGGCUGUGGAGGUCGGGGCCUCCAGCUGCGACAGCGAUGAGAAAGAUCUGUCUUCCCAAGAGACAGGGCUGUCUCAGGAAUGGAGCUCGGUAGAAGAAGAAGAUGACUCUGAUGACUCCCAGGGCUUUAUGGAGUGGUCCAAAGCUCCACAGCAGACAACCAUCGUGUUGGUAGUAUGUGUGCUGUUCUUGUUCUUGGUUUUAACCGGGAUGCCCAUGAUGCUCCACAUUUAAAUGUCAUGGUUGCCACUGUAUGGAAACAUAAGCUCUGUGUCACAUUAAGGAACUGUCCUGGCUAGAAACAAGGCAUGGGUACUGAACAUUAUGAAACGCCUUUCAAACAUCCAUCGAGAUGAGUUUAUUAUUUUUUAAUUUGUUUAUUUUAAAGAUUUAUUUUUUAAUUAUGUGUGUCUCUCUCUGUCUAUACGUGCUAUUGUGAGUGUAGUACCAGCAGAGGCCAGAAGAGGGAGUAUGAGCCCCUGCAGCUGGAGUUGUAGGCAGUUGUGAGCUGCCUGAUAUGGGUGCUGGGAGCAGAACUCUUGUCCUCUGCAGGAACAGUAAGCAUCUUUUACUGUGGAGCUAUCUCUCCAGCUUCAUGAGUUUUUCUUUUUAAAUUUUUUAAAUUAAACCUUCUUAGUAUGAGGUUUUUUCAUUACUGAAAAAUUUUUAAGUGAACUCAUCACUGUAAAAACACAUUAUUUUGUGUACUACUGAGAAAUUUUGUUUACUACCAAAAAAGAAAAAUGUGAGUUAAUUGUAAGACACUGUGAAUUGGAAGGCGUCUCUUCAGAGAAGGUAAAAAAUGUACAACUUAGGGUCAAUGUUGAACCAUUUUCUGUCUUUUAAAGAUAUUAUAUUACAAUUUAAUGUUUUGCUUGUGUGUGCAUCUAUGUAUCAAGUAUGUGCUUGGUGCCUGUGGAGGCCAGAAAAGUGUGUUGGGUCCCUUAAAAGUGGAGUUACAGAUGGUUCUGAGCCACCAUGUGGGUGCUGGGAAUUGAACCUGGUUCUUUUGGAAGAGCAGCCAGUGCUCUUCAUCUUUCCAGUCUCAGCAUCAUAGCAUCUUCAGGAUGUACUCUCUUUCCACAUACGACCUUAUUUUUCUUGAUAUUUUAUGUAAGGAUUCUUGCCUCUAUCUUGAUGUCUCUGGUUGGUGCUAUUUUGUGAAGUUUUGGUCUUAUGACUUAAGCUUGCAUCAUUGAAAGAUCUGAGUAAGUUUUUACACUUUUUAAUGCUUUCAAAUAAUUUCUGUAGCUUGAGAAACAUCAGGUUCUUGAUAGCUUAAAAAAUUUACUGUGACUGGAGAGAUGGCUCAGUGGUAGAGAGUGGUCAUCACUCUCGCAGUUCUUUUCCUGUCACACAUGAAACACACAGUGCUCACAGCUGCCUGUAACUCCUGCUCCAGGUGUCAGGCUCCCUCUUCUGGACUCUGGGGACAUGACACUCGUGUACAUAACCCACUCAUAUCCCCCCCACAUGCACAUAUAAUUAAAAAAUAAAUCUUCUAAAUUGUUUAUUUUUUUAAAUAAUUCAAUAAUAAUCAGUUCUGAUUUGUGAGGGGAAUCUCAGGAAAUGUUUGGACAGAGUUUGAGUUGUCAGAACUCAUUUAUCAGUCAUUACUUUGAUAAUUCUAUAUUGUUAGCUUGUGAAUUUUUUUUAAAUUCUCCUUGGAUUCAUUUUGAUGAUUUAUAAUAGUCUUUUAUCCUCUAGAGAGUUCUUCAUUCCAUAGACCUUUUGAGAUUAUGAACGCUAUUUUUAUAAUUGAACAGAUUCUUUGCUUUCUUUUCUGUCACUGUUCUCCUUUCAACUUGUCUGUGGUUUGCUUGAUCUUUAGUUUUACCAAACACUUAUCUGGUUCUUAUUACUGUUUUCCCAAAGAUCUAGUGUUUGGCUUUAUUUAUAUCCAUUAUUUCUUUUAUUUGUUAUUUAUUUUUUAAUAUAUUAAAUUAUAAAAUAUAUAUUGUGCUUAGGUUUGACUACUUUUAUUUCUUGUGUCACAUUUUAUGCUGAAUACUUAAUUUAAAUUCUCUCUGUACUUGCAAUAAUAACAUAUUUAAUAAUAGAAAUGUCCUUCUGCGUAUAACCUUGGUCACGUCCUGACAUUAUAUAAUCGACAUCUUUGCUUGUUGUGACUUUUUUGUAGCACUCCUACUAAAUGCUUGGAAGUUCAGUGGUUUAGUUUGCUUUUUGUUCAGAAACGCUUUUGCCAGGCUGGGCAUGGCUGGGGAAAUAGUUCAGAGGGUAAGAGAGCUUGCUCUGCAAACAUGGGGACCUGAGUUUGAAUCCCCAGGAUCAGCACAAUGCAAGACUGUCUGUGCUGUGAUCUCAACACUGGGAGGUGGUGUUGAGUGGAGACAGUGGCCAGAGCUCACUGGCAAGCCAGCUUAGCCGAAAGCUCAAGCUUCUAGUUGGGUGAGGACUCUGUCUGUGCAAGGCAAUAAGGUGGAAAGCAAAGGAGGAAGACAGCCCAUGUCCUGCCCUAGAUUCCACAAGCACAAGUGGCUGAGCACUUACACACUCAGAUGUGUGCUACCAACCCUCCCACCCCCACCCCCACCCUUGUCCCCCACCCACCAAAGGAAAAGGAGUUGUCUAAUUUUUAUGCUUUGCUAAUGUAACCUAUAAUAUAUUUGCUUCCAAAACAUUUUUUCAGAGCUUCAGCCAUGGCCAAGGACAUGUCCUGACAUUAUAGCUGUUACAUGGAUAGUUAAGAUGAACCUCUGCUCUUUGUAGACUAGAGAGUCAUGUUCACCUGCUAUGUGACUUUGAACUGCUGCCUCUGUUAAUCUGACUGACCAGUAUAUUUUUAUAUUUACUUUAUGUACUCACUAGUUGUAUAAUUCAAUACAAACAAAUCCAGAGCUAUUAUAACUUGUCGGUUAAAUGACAUAUGUAAGACACCAGGCACAUAAGGCAUAUAAU